Molecule: messenger RNA, 5508 nt
Organism: Antechinus flavipes (yellow-footed antechinus)
Lineage: Eukaryota; Metazoa; Chordata; Mammalia; Dasyuromorphia; Dasyuridae
Gene: TBC1D4
Product: TBC1 domain family member 4
Exons: 19
Coding region: 256-3381 (1041 amino acids)
Source: RefSeq, a predicted model, not a curated record
CCUGAUGUUAUUAGUAGUAUAAGGCAAGUGUCUAAAGCAGCUCUGAAAGAGGAUGCCAAACCUAAUAAAGAUAAUGAGGAUGCCUUUUACAAUUCUCAGAAGUUUGAAGUGCUUUACUGUGGAAAGGUAACUGUGACCCAUAAGAAGGCCCCAUCAACCCUCAUUGAUGACUGCAUUGAAAAAUUCAGCCUACAUGAACGUCACCGUCUCCGGCUCCUGAGUGAGCAGCGGAAUUCUGAUUCCAGCAACGACCUUAUGGUCUUUGAGUCAGAAGUACCCAUUUCAUCAGUAGAUGGCCAAUUUGAGGAGCUUGAUGAGACAGCUUCUCCUGCCUCUGGACUAACCAUGGUGGUGGGGCAGACAAGUCUGCCUGGCUCUCGCAUUGGCUUCCCUGAAAGAAUUUUGGAAGAUUCUGGUUUUGAUGAACAGCAAGAAUUUCGGUCUCGAUGCAGUAGUGUGACUGCAGUGUCACAGAAGAAAGUGCAUGAUGGUGCCUUAAAAAUACAGCCACGAAGAAGACAUGCCAGUGCCCCGAGUCAUGUUCAGCCCUCAGACUCAGAGAAGAAUAGAACGAUGCUGUUCCAGGUUGGGAGAUUUGAAAUUAAUCUAAUCAGCCCAGAUUCCAAGUCAGUUGUUCUAGAAAAGAAUUUUAAAGAUAUAUCUUCUUGUUCUCAGGGUAUAAAGCAUGUUGAUCACUUUGGAUUUAUCUGUCGGGAAUCUCCAGAACCUGGAUUGAGUCAGUAUAUUUGUUAUGUGUUUCAGUGUGCAAGUGAGUCUUUGGUUGAUGAGGUAAUGCUCACCCUGAAACAAGCCUUUAGCACAGCAGCUGCCCUUCAGAGUGCCAAAACUCAGAUUAAAUUGUGUGAGGCCUGUCCAAUGCACUCUUUGCACAAACUCUGUGAAAGAAUUGAAGGUCUUUAUCCACCAAGAGCCAAACUUGUAAUACAAAGACAUCUCUCAUCAUUGACAGAUAAUGAACAGGCUGACAUUUUUGAACGUGUUCAGAAAAUGAAGCCAGUAAAUGACCAAGAAGAAAAUGAACUUGUAAUUUUGCAUUUGAGGCAGUUGUGUGAAACCAAACAAAAGACCCAUAUUCAUAUCGGAGAAACUCAGUCGACUCUUUCUAAUAAUGCAGUUCCUGAAAAUGUGGGCAGCAGUGGCAGGUUCAAACUUGACAUUUUGAAAAACAAAGCUAAGAGAUCCUUGACCAGCUCUCUGGAAAAUAUCUUCUCAAGGGGAGCAAACAGAAUGAGAGGUCGUCUAGGAAGCAUGGACAGCUUUGAAAGGUCCAACAGUCUUGCUUCAGAGAAGGACUGCUCACCAGGUGACUCCCCGCCAGGCACCCCGCCAGCCUCUCCGCUGUACCCGGCCUGGCAGACCUUCCCUGAAGAGGAUUCAGACUCCCCUCAGUUCCGAAGGCGGGCACACACAUUCAGCCAUCCCCCCUCAAGUACAAAGAGAAAGAUCGCUUUACAGGAUGGGCGAUCUCAGGGUGUUCAGUCUCCUCUCCUGAGACAGAGUUCCAUUGAACAGUGCAGCGUUCUUCUAUCAGGUCGACGCAUUCACAAGGAGAGUAAAUCUUCUUCUUCCAGUCUUCCAAGUCUUCAUACUUCCUUCUCUGCCCCUUCCUUCUCUGCCCCCUCUUUCCUGAAAAGCUUUUACCAGAGUUCAGGUAGACUGUCCCCACAGUAUGAAAAUGAAAUAAGUGAUGGGGAAGGAAGGAAAAGAACUUCAUCUACUUGUAGCAGUGACUCCUUAAAUAUUGGAGGGAUCCCUGUAACUCCUCGACGUGUCUCUUGGAGGCAGCGCAUUUUCCUUCGAGUUGCUUCACCUAUGAACAAAUCUCCCUCAGCAAUGCAGCAUCAAGAUGGACUUGACAGAAACGAACUUCUUCCUUUGUCUCCACUUGCUCCGACCAUGGAAGAGGAUCCUCUUGUCUUAUUCUUGCCUGAUGAGGAUGAACCAGAAAAAGUUGGUGGGAGAAGGAAAUCUGAAGAACUACGAAGUCUGUGGAAAAAAGCUAUCCACCAACAAAUUUUGUUGCUUCGAAUGGAAAAAGAAAAUCAGAAACUGGAAGCAAGCCGAGAUGAACUCCAGUCCAGAAAAGUUAAAUUAGAUUAUGAUGAAGUUGGUAUAUGCCAAAAGGACACCUUAUUAACAUGGGAUAAGAAGUUAUUAAACUAUAGGACUAAAAUCAGAUGUGAUCUGGAAGAUAUUCAUAUUACUCUCAAAGAAGGGGUGCCUAAAAGUCGCCGUGGAGAAAUUUGGCAGUUUUUGGCUUUACAAUAUCGUCUGAGGCACCGAUUGCCAAGUAAACAGCAACCUCCUGACAUUUCCUAUAAAGAGCUUUUGAAGCAGCUCACAGCACAGCAACAUGCUAUCCUUGUAGAUUUAGGAAGAACCUUUCCCACUCAUCCUUACUUUUCUGUACAGCUAGGAUCUGGGCAGCUAUCCCUCUUUAACCUUUUGAAAGCCUAUUCUUUGCUGGAUAAAGAAGUGGGUUACUGCCAGGGGAUAAGUUUUGUGGCUGGAGUACUGCUUCUGCAUAUGAGUGAGGAGCAAGCUUUUGAAAUGCUCAAGUUUCUCAUGUAUGACCUUGGCUUCCGAAAACAAUACAGACCAGACAUGAUGUCACUACAGAUUCAGAUGUAUCAGCUCUCAAGGCUCCUUCAUGACUAUCAUCGAGAUCUCUACAAUCACCUUGAAGAGAAUGAAAUCAGCCCCAGUCUUUAUGCUGCCCCUUGGUUCCUCACAUUGUUUGCCUCCCAAUUUCCACUAGGAUUUGUAGCCAGAGUUUUUGAUAUCAUUUUUCUUCAGGGAACUGAUGUUAUAUUUAAGGUGGCACUUAGUCUACUAAGCACCCAAGAAGCCCUUAUAAUGGAAUGUGAAAAUUUUGAAAACAUAGUGGAAUUUCUUAAAAACACAAUACCAGAUAUGAAUAUAUCUGAAAUGGAGAAAAUAAUUACUCAGGUUUUUGAGAUGGAUAUUUCUAAGCAGCUUCAUGCAUAUGAGGUUGAGUACCAUGUGCUACAAGAUGAACUACAGGAGUCCGCCCAUUCCUGUGAUGAGAGUGAGCCUCUGGAAAAGCUAGAGAAGGCUAAUAACCAGUUGAAGAGACAGAACAUGGACUUGUUGGAAAAAUUACAGGUGGCUCAUGCUAAGAUCCAGAGCUUAGAAUCCAGCCUUGAAAAUCUUUUGACUCGAGAGACCAAAAUGAAGUCCUUAAUUCGAUCUCUGGAACAGGAGAAAUUGACCUACCAAAAGACUGUGGAACAAAUCAGGAAGCACUUGCCAGCAGAUGCCUUGGCUGACUGUGAACUGUUAUUGAGGGAAGUAAACUGUAACCCAAAUAAUAAAGCAAGAACAGGAAAUAAGCCAUAAUUUAAAAAGUGCCACCUCAGCAGGCAAUGCAGUUUAGGAUACUGAAGGAAUGGAGUCAUAUGCAUGCUGCUGGACAGUCUUGGGAGACUCACUGGAAUGGAAUCAUCAAAAACUAGUUUGGAAUCUCCAAUAAUAUCAAAUGGGCCUUUAAUCUCAAACUAUUUAAAAGCAUUCAUGCUGGACUUUUUGUUGCUGUUAUUGAUUGUGUACAUAAAGGGAAAUUUCAUGCUUUCAAAUAAGACUAGUAGAUGUAUGUUUAGAACAAAUGUUAAAAAAUAUAAACUUCUCCUAGGGGAAGAAAAAACAAAACUUCCCACCACACAUGUGAAAUUUUUUUUUUGUCUUUGUAGUGAAAUAAAAAUGUUGUGUCUUUAUAUAUUGAAAAAUACUUGAAGAAAUGAAUGUAUUUUUUCUCCAAAGAACAGCAUGUUUCAAUUUAAAAAAAAAAUCUUUGUAAAUGCAUAUGUGCCUGUCAUAAAUUCUACUGACUUGUUUAUGGGAAGAUCAUGACUGUGACUUUUCAGGGAAUGUGGUACAUAUCCAUCCCAGCCUGUUAUGUGCCAUCUUUAGCAUGUUGCUUCCACAUGCAUGUUCAUUUGGGGUAGGCAUCAUUUUUUAACAAUGUGGCUAAAUAGAAUACAAAGAUGCUGUGCCUGGAACACCCAUGGUAAGGGGAGGAGUUUGUAAUUAUGUGGUUAACUGGACCAGUGUUGACAGCCAAAUUGGAUCAGUUGGCCAGAAAAUAUCAUCCACUGUGGAACCUUAACUGUCUAGCCUGUCUGCAUUUGUUACUCAAAGUAACCCAGUAAUUGUGAACUUCCCCUUUACUUGGUGCUAUGUAAACACAGUCAAUAAUAAGGAUUUACUUUCUUCCUCUCCAAACACAUUUCAGAAUCCCAGUUUUUGUUCUAAUUGAAAGAAGGUCUGAGAAGAAGGAAACUCAGAUUUUCUCUGCCAGCAAAAUUUGGCUUUCUACAAAUGCCAUAUUGUAAUAAUAUGAUAUUUCUUAUUACAGUUGACAAAAUUAAAUAGUCUAUGGUCUUCUUCCUUUUUCAUGUAAAUUUUAAGAAAACUGCGAACUAAAUUAAAAGACUUUUUUUUUUUUUAAUAUCUUAAUGGGGAAUGGAGAACGCAGUCUCAUGUCCAUCCCAGGAUUUAGCAUUCUAAAUUGACUCGCAACAUUUUAUCCAUGCACAUAAACUACUUAGAAUUUCAGUCAUACAGUAUGUUUGGAAAGAAAUUAGUCAGUCUUCAAUUACAAUACACACAUAUUUGUCCACAUAUAAAUAAAUUCUUAAAUUGCAUCUACAAAGGAGACGCAAUAAAAUAAAUGAUGAAACCAUCUUUGCUUUUCAGCAGUACUUAGCAUCCUUAUUUUUAAAAGUACUUUUAUAUAAUUGCUAACUCAUUGCCUAAAGUAUCUAUUUUAGUGAGAAGUUUACCUUGCAACAGACAGUAGAAUACUGAGAGAAAAGAGAUGAAACACAACCACCUCUGAAACUUGUUUGUGCAUUAUUGUCACGAAUCUUAUUACAGUAGGACCUUUGCUGUAAUACUGACAUUGUUUGUUUUUGUUUCUGAAGAAAAAGUCGUAUUAAUAAAGUUAUAUAAGUUAAAGUUCUCUUUCAUUAGAUGGAAAGUCAAGGUACCUUAUAAAAUCAGGACAACCAACUGAUUGGUUCCUAUAGAAUAUUUUAUUGGAGCAGAAAUUUAUUUUAUUUCUCUGGCAGAAGAGAGGUUUUCUUUCUACCUUGAAUUUAAUAAAUGCAUUGAUAGAUUACAUAUAUUUCUGUUAUAAUCUAAUACCAGUAUUUAUCUAAUGUGUAAAGACAUGGAACAUCAUAUUUUGACUGUGCUGAUUUACAUCUAAACAUGCUAAGGAGAAGGUUGCUAUGUGGAUUUAUUUAAAAUCAAUUUUAGCCAACCUAAGAGAGACAGUCCUGGGAACCUGCAGUCAAUAUAAUGUUCAGAGAUUAAAGUGACUCAGAUAUUCUAUGAAAAUGAACGGUUUUUUUGUUUGUGAUUUUUAGGUUGCACCAAUUGUGCUUUGCCUUUUGUUUUAUCUCCAUCAAGUUAAUGUAAUGUCUGAUUAAUUUCCAAUAAAUGCAUUGCUGCAGUUUCUUUCCA